AUGUGGGAUGAGAAUAUAUGCAAAGCUUUUGAUUGGUUGCUUCCACAGGAAAUAUUAAAACAAGUAAAACAAGAUCACUCAAAAAGACAAGCUUUGUUACAAGCACGAGCCGUAGUCACAGUUACGGUUUCUGCUUUUUUCGCGCUAGUUACACAACUUUUUUUGGGCACGUAUUCGGCGUUAGGGUUCCAUGAUCAGCUAUCAUCGGAAAUUAUUCGAGAGAUUACUGUUCCAUUGUUUACUUGGCAGGUGUCGAUUUCGGGAACUUUAAUCUAUGCCGCAAUACUUUAUGCAAUUCGACACGAAGAACUAAGUAUCAUACAUGCAGCAGAAUUAGGAAUCUACUCUUUUGUUAUAAUUUCUGCGUACGUGGCCAUCUUUGGGAGAUUCCAUACGCUUAGUCAUGUAAUAUUUUUUGCGAUUCCGCCGUUUGGGUUGAUGUAUAUUUGUUUCCAAAAAUAUUGGAAAGCAGACAUUGCUUAUAGUUUGUGUUGUCUACUUUGUUGCUUUUUGCCGCUCAAUCGGUCGAGAAAGCAACCCACUCUCGUUCUCGUCAAUCUGUUGGGUAGUUUGCGAUCUGUAUAUCUUGUGUUUGAUGUGGCACAUAAACAAGAGUUUGCUUUGAAUCAGGAAAACAUGCAAAGAAGUUUAGACGUGGCGAUAUCAGCAGAAACAGCAAAAUCAACGUUCAUUUCGAAUGUGAGCCAUGGUAUAUUGGCAACGGUCGACACUCUUGGUAAAACACGACUAAACGAAUCACAACAUGCGCUUCUGAACGCGAUCGAAAGUUGUGGAACGAACUUGAUUUCUGUUGUCGACCAAGUAGUAACCUUUACUAAAAUCAAACAUGGAAAACUCGAACCGGAGAAUAAUGUUUUUGAUGUUUUUACGUUGCUGCAAGAAAUCGGUGAUGGACUGGCACCUAUACUGGAACGUAAAAAACUUGAUUUCGUUGUUUUCACCGACGUGAAUCCGUUACAUCGGUUUAUGAUUGGAGAUGUUGGGUGCUUGCGGCAGAUAAUAUUAAAUCUUCUUGGAAAUGCGAUAAAAUUCACCGAUCGCGGAAGAAUCAAACUAAACAUAAUGGAACUAAACUCUGACGAAGAACAAAAAGAAUCCGCUAAACAACAAUCAAAAAAAGAUGUUAAAAAAUCAAAGGUAAAAGUUGUUGCUAAUGGUAGCGAUAGUAGUGUUGAUGGCGAAGAAGAAAAAGAAAAUAUAGAAGAGGGAGAGCUAGCUCUGAAAAAAGUAAAGGUUCGUAUAGAGGUUAUUGAUACUGGACGAGGAAUCGCUCCUGAUUUCUUGGCUCAGAUGUAUCAGCCGUUCGCUCAGGAGGAUUCAUCGUCACCCCGAAAAUUCGAAGGUACUGGGUUAGGACUGAGCAUAGUAAAAGGUCUAUUGGAUAUUAUGCAUAGUUUCCUCGAAGUAAAAUCCGACACCCAAAAAGGCAGCAACUUUUCAUUCUGUCUCACCCUUCCAAUCAUUUCUACAUUCAAAGACAUGUGUGCUGCAUCGCUGCCAUUUUCGCACGAACACCUAAAAUUAUCGGCACACAAACAAGAAGCGCUCACUGCACAACUACGAUCCCUUUCGUUUGUCAUUCUGAAUCGUUCAAAUUUUUUGUGGUCGCAGCGAAUUGCGAGGUAUUUUACCGAAUGGGGGUUCACUUAUCGUCUUGCAGAAAAAGCAAAUUUGAAGAACGAGCGUGCAAAAGAAGGCUGUGAUAUUAUUAUACUGAAUGAUAGUGUUGCUGAUUUGCAUUGGUUCAUGAACGAGUUUAAACCGCAGCAGCAACCUGCUAUUACCACUUCGGCUACUGUUGCUGCUAGAACUAAACCAGUAACGAAGCAAGCGUCGACAACAGCAGCGAAUUCGAUGGCUAUAGUUACCCCGAGUACUUCUUUAGGAGAGAAACAGGUGUGGUUAACGUCAACGAAGACAGCAAUUCCUCCUAUUCAGUGUGUGGUGUUAUUUUCUACAAUCGCAGGGCGCCAUAAAUCUGAAAAGAUUUUGAAAAAAUUUGAGCUACGAUCAGUUGUGAUUGUAUCAAAGCCAGGAGGCCCAGUAAAAAUCUUAACUGCAAUCAUAAAAGCGAUGGAAUCAAUUCGCUCUCAGAAAAGAGUAACGACCAUUCGUUCCUCUUCCCCGUCUUCUUCCUUAUCAUCAGAAGAAACGGCCUCCGAUAACGAUAACGUGAUACCACUUAGCACAACUGCCGAAUCACAACCUACCAGCGAAAUCUUGGCUGAAAGCGAACUACUAUUCUCGCCGAGUAUUUUCGGUUCUGUUGCGAUGAGUACAAGCGAUCCCUCGUCCCAAGAGAUCCAUGCGUUACAGCUGAUUAAAGAUGAAACUCCGAUGCGUCAACAGACUGAAACGAAAAAAAUUGAAAAACAUCAAAUACAAGAGCAACAACAACAGAUGAUAAGUAGUAUUAAAAAGGAAAGGAAAAGCAGUAAAGAAUUAUCGAAGGAGGAAACAGAAAAAAAACAGGUCUGA
This is a messenger RNA of Ambispora gerdemannii, 2499 nucleotides long. NCBI's taxonomy places the organism in Eukaryota, Fungi, Glomeromycota, Glomeromycetes, Archaeosporales, Ambisporaceae. The record is from the annotation of a GenBank genome assembly.